Molecule: messenger RNA, 5194 nt
Organism: Dissoconium aciculare CBS 342.82
Lineage: Eukaryota; Fungi; Ascomycota; Dothideomycetes; Mycosphaerellales; Dissoconiaceae
Product: putative ABC transporter
Exons: 3
Coding region: 260-5035 (1591 amino acids)
Biological process (GO): lipid transport; transmembrane transport
Cellular component (GO): intracellular membrane-bounded organelle; membrane
Molecular function (GO): lipid carrier activity; ATP binding; ABC-type transporter activity
Source: RefSeq, a predicted model, not a curated record
UCUAUGUUGGGCCUACCAGCGAUUCGUUAGAGCCUUGGUAUCUAUGACAGCGCUGCACGCGAUUACACGUGCUUGAGGAGCCUCUGGAACCGCCAUCGCCACGCUAGUCCGCCGCCGCUGCAGCUACAUAUCUCAAUCAUAAUUAUUAUUGAGAGCCUCGUACGCCUCGACUGCUUCUGCGUCUGAUCGCUGCUGUUCUCGGGAUCCAUCCCGGACAACUGACGAACUGUCACGACGUAGCUACAGGCGCAUCCGGACGAUGGGUUUCAUACGACAGACAUGGACGCUCUGCGAGAAGACGUUGCUGGUUGUCUUCUGGCGCAACUGGCUCGGGACAAGCAUUCUUGCCUUCUUCGCACCGAUCAUCUUCAUUUUUAUCAUCGCCUACUCUAAGAACUUCUUCGUCCCGCCAGCAAAUUUCGGCAUCGGCACCCCGACUCCCAUUCGAUCGUUAUAUGACGCUGUGUCGGCAUCCGCAAAUGGCCGAAAUACUGUCGCUUUCAUUAACAAUGGCUUUACUGGCGGCGCCAUCGAAGCGGUUAUCAAUCAGAUAUCGGAGCCCAUUAGAGCCGCGGGAAAGGAAGUGCGUGUGUUGACCAGGCCCAACGAUGUCUUGACCGUAUGCCCCAGCACCAUCCGAGGUGUAACCCCCUGUUUCGCAGGAGUGGUUUUCCAUUCUUCACCCACCGAGGGUUCAGGUGGAAUAUGGAACUACACCAUGAGGGCUGACGGAGCUUUCGGCACCAAUAUCUAUGUGGAGCGUCGCAACAAUGACGCACAAAUCUAUACCAUUCCGCUCCAGCGUGCUAUCGACUCUGCCAUCGCAUCUCUUAACGGCACCUCCUUGCCUGCGACCAUUCAGGAAUAUCCGUACACCUCGGCGAAUGCUCAGGAACGCGAUCGUAACAUCAACAGGCGCUACAUGGGUACUCUGAUCAGCAUUCUAGGACUUGUCUACUUCGUCGGAAUCGUGGGCGUCUGCUAUCAAUUGCCAGGACAUAUGGCUGAGGAGCGCGAGUCUGGCAUGUCCAGCUUGAUUGAAUCAAUGAUGUCUACUCCGCGCAGACUCAUCCCGCAAGCUGCUCGUCUGCUCUCCCUUCACAUUUCUUUCGACUUGCUCUAUCUGCCCAGCUGGAUAAUAAUGUCCCUCAUUGUCGCACGAUUGAACUAUACUUUUUCGAACGUCGGGAUCGUCGUUGGCUUCUACGUCCUUUCUGGCUUGUCGCUGUCAUCUUGGUCGAUCGCAUUCGCAAGCUUCUUCCGCAAAGCACAGCUGUCCGGAAUCACUGUCACAAUUACUUCUAUCGUAUUGGCAAUUAUUAUUCAAGUCAUACCUCCACCGUCGACAGGGGCUGUUGUGAUCUUGAGUCUCAUCUUCCCUCCCAUCAAUUUUACAGUUUUUAUCAUCUACAUGGCGUACUGGCAGCAACAAAGUCUCCCAGCGAGUCUAGCCGAGGCUCCACCCGGUGCGCCGUGGUCUGUGCCAGGCUAUGUGUUCUUCAUAUUCGCUUUCUUGCAGCUCAUCAUUUACCCUGUCCUUGCAAUGCUCGUUGAGCGGACACGAUACGGGACAGCGUCCAAGUCUCGACAGUUGCUGUACACAGGAGGGUCUAGACCUGAGGCUGCCAAGAUCACAUCCCUGAAUAAGGAGUACACUCCCGGCCGGUUCAUGACGAUGCUAGCACGGCGCUUCCCGAGGUUCUCGCGCCCUAUCGUGCACGCAGUCAAUGACCUUUCGCUUUCCGUGCUUCGAGGUCAGAUAACGGUGUUGCUAGGCGCAAACGGCAGUGGCAAGAGUACCACACUCGACAUGCUGGCAGGUCUUCAAAAGCCAACCAGUGGUGACAUUCAGAUCGAUGCUACUGGCGGUAUUGGCCUCUGCCCACAAAAGAACGUUCUAUGGGACGACCUCACUGUUUAUGAACAUGUUCGCAUUUUCAAUAGACUGAAGUCAGAAAAGAUUGAUACCCGAGCCGAACUAGAAUCUCUUAUUGCAUCCUGUGAUCUGGAAUUGAAGGCAAAGGCUCGUUCUGGAACGCUAUCGGGUGGACAAAAGCGGAAAUGCCAACUUGCAAUGAUGUUCACCGGUGGAUCGAGCUUGUGCAUGCUAGACGAAGUAAGUUCGGGACUUGACCCACUGAGUCGUCGCAAGAUUUGGGACAUUAUUCUGGCUGAGCGCGGCAAGCGUUCGAUUCUAAUGACUACCCACUUUCUCGACGAAGCAGAUUUGCUCUCGGACGAAAUCGCAAUAUUAUCAAAGGGAAAGCUUGUUGCGAACAGCUCGGCUGUCGAGCUGAAACAUCAUCUGGGCGGAGGCUACCGGGUCAAGAUCUAUCACGAAAAUACCAAAGCUCUUCCUGCUGAGCUUACUACAGUUCCCAAUCAGACUCUCGCGGAUCACACUGUCUAUAAUCUCGCUACGUCUGCUGCGGCAGCGGACUUCAUUGCUCGGCUAGAACAGGCCGGCGUACGAGAGUAUCAAGUCAAUGGACCAUCAAUUGAGGAUGUAUUCUUGAAGUUGGCGGAGGAGGCUCACGAGGAUCUCGAGAAGGAUAGAGUACAAUUGACUUCGGCCGCCGGGAGUGAGGAAUAUACCGCAGACGAGAAACCACUCAAGCUUGUUCCCGGAAAGACCCUUUCCUUCUUUGGCCAGACUUGGGUCCUGUUCCGCAAAAGAGCUAUCAUCUUAAGGCGGAAUCCUUGGCCAUAUUUGGCAGCACUGCUUAUACCCAUCAUCGCAGCCGGUCUGGUCACGCUCUUUGUCAAAGGCUUCAAGGCUAUAUCCUGCGAUCCCGCAGAUCAGGUAUCACUGACACCUGUCAGCGCCGGCUUGGAGAAUUUUCUCGCGAUUCAAGCCCUGAUUAUCACAGGCCCAACUGCUCAACAGUCCUUCAUUAACCAGGUCUACCCUCGUUUGAAUUCGUCGUCCUACCUCAAUGCCAGCUCAUUUGGACAAUUCCAAGAUCUGUUGAGUCAAAAUUACUCUAAAAUCCAACCUGGUGGAAUAUACCUCGGUGACACUCCGACAUUUGCUUGGCGUGGCGACUAUUCCUUGUACUUCGCAGUGGCGGCGCAGAACUUGCUUGACAUCAGUCUUCUAAGAAUUCCCAUUAUCGCCAGUUAUGACGCAUUUGAUUUGCCAUUCUCGCCGGAAGCAGGAAACAGCCUUCAGCUGAUCAUUUAUUUCGGUUUGGCUAUGAGCGCAUUCCCUGGCUUCUUCGCUUUAUAUGUCAACACCGAGCGCGUUCGGAACGUGCGAGCACUCCACUAUAGUAAUGGUGUCCGCGCAGGUCCAUUGUGGCUGGCCUACACCUGCUUCGAUUUUCUCAUUGUUCUACUAGUGAGCGCGAUCUCGAUCAUCAUUUUCACAUCAGUCACAAAUGUAUGGUAUGCACCAGGAUACCUAUUUGUGGUUUUCACCCUCUUCGGACUUACGGCGACUUUGAUGGCAUAUGUCGCGUCGCUAUUCACCAGGAGCCAACUGGCUACUUUCAUCAUCGCGGCCGGCGGACAGUGUGCUUUUUUUCUGCUCUACUUCAUCGUGUUCCUGGUCCUUCUCACAUACUCACCGCCCGCAGUUGUGGAUAAACGCCUUUCCAUCGCAAACUACACUAUCGGAGCUUUCUUUCCUGCCGGAAACCUUCUCCGGGCUUUACUACUGUCUCUCAACGAGUUUUCCUUGCUCUGCCGCGGAAUGGAGGUAGCAUCGUAUCCUGGAGCCUUCGGAGUUUACGGCAGCCCAAUCCUGUAUCUGACCAUCCAAGCGAUUGUUCUGUUUACCAUCUUGGUCUUGUGGGAUAGCGGGUGGAAACCGACCUUCUUUCUGCGGUCCAAGCAUCGCUCAAGCGAUCGGGAAGAAGUCGAAGACGUCGAUCCAGAAGUGUACGAGGAAGCACGUCGUGUGGACAACAGUAACGAUGAAUUGCAGGUCAAGCAUGUCACCAAGGCUUUUGGCUCAAAUAUUGCUGUUGAGGACGUUACUUUCGGAGUGCCUCGUUCUGAAAUAUUCGCUCUGCUGGGACCCAACGGUGCUGGCAAGUCCACAACCAUUGGGCUCAUUCGCGGAGACACGCAACCAAGUGACAAAGUCAGCGAGAUUCUGAUCGAAAACAACUCCAUCAUCCGAUCGCGAGCGACAGCAAGAUCAUACCUUGGUGUCUGUCCGCAAUUCGAUGCCAUGGACCAGAUGACUGCCGUCGAGCAUCUUCGGUUCUACGCCCAGGUUCGUGGCGUUCGAGACGUCGAGAACAACGUUGAACAGGUCAUUAAGGCUGUUGGCCUCGGCCCGUUUAAAUCCAGAAUGGCUGCGAAGUUGAGUGGAGGUAACAAGAGAAAGCUCAGUCUAGGUAUCGCUUUGAUGGGCGAUCCAUCAGUGCUCCUCCUCGAUGAGCCGAGUAGUGGCAUGGAUGCCGCUUCUAAACGUGUGAUGUGGCGAACCCUUUCGUCAGUUUCUGAAGGACGAUCACUGGUACUCACGACCCAUUCCAUGGAGGAGGCUGAUGCUCUGGCCGAUCGCGCCGGUAUCAUGGCCAAACGUAUGCUGGCUGUCGGGACGGCCGACCAAUUAAGGAAGAAGCACGGCGACGCGUUCCAUGUCCACCUGGUUCACCGCGAUGCACCGAACACUAGCGAUGAGGAUAUGGACGAAAUCAAGGCAUUUGUGAAUCGCACAUUUUCUGGAGCUACCACAGAAGAGCGUGCUUUCCACGGCCAGCUCCGUUUCAGUGUCCCCAACAGUCAGGUCGUCGACGAAGACAUGUCUUCGACAGACGAGAUUGCCGAUGACAAAAAGAACGGCGUUCGCAGUAUUGUCACUCGGUCAAGUGGUAGCAGCAUCAGUGCGCUGUUUGCUCAACUUGAAGCCAAUAAAGAGAAUCUUGGCUUCGAAUAUUACUCUGUGAGCCAGGCGACCCUUGACCAGGUAUUCCUCAACAUUGUCACGAAGCACAACGUCCUUGAGGAGAACUACGCUCGUACGCAUUCGACUCAACGGAACUUCUGGAAGAGCCUGCUUGCUGCGUGUUGCAUUUCCUAAGCACUUCUAUACAUCGACACACACUAAGAUAGAUUUAGACGACCAGUACAAUACUCUUUGUCCUUCCGCUGUGGUUCAUUAUUCGCACGCGUGGUGAUGUAAUCGGCUUCGUAAUGCCCUUGCGGGGCACCGCAAGCGUGGCGUUCGCGUGCCUGCCCC